CUGCGGGGCGGUGCCGGGACAGGAAGCGGAAAGCAGCAGCGGAGCGGCGGCGGCAGGGCUGCGCGGAGCCUCUGCACGGAGCCCAGCGCAGGCCGCAGAGCCGGGGGGCUGCUGGGCGCCGAGACCCCGCGCCGGGGUCGUCCGCACCCGCCGGGACCCAGGUGGAUGGUGCAGGUUAAGGGAUCUCUUUCAUAGCCUUUCUUGAGGUCGAAGAGUUGGAAGAUCACCCCUCCAAUUCCCAGACUCGUCCCCCCUGUGUCUCACGAGUGCCAUCUGAGAAAAGCACGAUAAGCGGUGGUCCUUCUCUCCCAAGGAAAACCAAUACCUGCCCCUUCCCCAAGGGCAAGGUGCCCUCUGCUAUGGAUACUGAAUCUACAUACUCUGGAUAUUCUUACUAUUCAAGUCACUCCAAGAAAUCUCACAGACAGGGGGAGAGAAAUAGAGAGAGACACAAAUCCCCCCGAAGUAAAGAUGGCAGCCGCUCCGAAAAAUCUGUCACCAUUCAGGCCCCUCCAGCAGAACCACUGCUGGGUAACGAUUCCACUCGAGCAGAGGAAGUACAGGAUGACAACUGGGGAGAAACCACGACAGCCAUCACCGGCACCUCCGAACACAGCAUCUCCCAGGAGGACAUUGCCAGGAUCAGCAAGGACAUGGAGGAGAGCGUUGGCCUGGAUUGCAAACGCUACCUUGGCCUGACGGUGGCCGCGGUCUUGGGUCUUCUUGUUUUCCUCACCCCCAUUGCCUUCAUUCUCUUACCCCCGAUUCUCUGGCGGGACGAGUUGGAACCGUGUGGCACAAUAUGCGAAGGGCUCUUCAUCUCGGUGGCGUUUAAACUCCUCAUCCUUCUCAUCGGGACCUGGGCCCUCUUCUUCCGUCAUCGGACGGUGGAAAUGCCACGGAUCUUUGUAUUUCGGGCCCUCUUACUGGUCCUCAUUUUUCUAUUUGUGGUUUCCUAUUGGCUUUUCUACGGCGUCCGCAUCCUGGACUCUAGGGACCGAAAUUACCAGGGCAUCGUGCAAUACGCGGUCUCCCUUGUGGACGCCCUUCUCUUCAUCCAUUACCUAGCAAUCGUGCUGCUGGAACUCCGGCAGCUCCAGCCCAUGUUCACCCUGAAAGUGGUCCGGUCAACGGAUGGCGAGUCGCGCUUUUACAGUUUGGGAAACUUGAGCAUACAGCGAGCAGCAUUGGUAGUUCUGGAAAAUUACUACAAAGAUUUCACCAUCUAUAACCCAACACUCUUAACAGCCUCCAAAUCCCGAGCAGCUAAGCACAUGGCUGGCCUAAAAGUCUACAAUGUAGAUGCUGCCCUUAUGGCCAAACUGAAACUUUAUAUAACAGAUGGCCCAGGGAACAAUGCUGCAGGCCAGUCUCGGGCUAUGAUAGCAGCUGCUGCUCGACGCAGAGACUCCAGCCACAAUGAAUUGUAUUAUGAAGAGGCAGAACAUGAGCGUCGAGUAAAGAAACGAAGAGCCAGGCUGGUGGUGGCGGUGGAGGAAGCUUUCGUUCAUAUCCGCCGCCUGCAGGCAGAAGAGCAGCAGAAGGUCCCCGGAGAAGUGAUGGACCCCAGAGAGGCAGCCCAAGCCAUCUUCCCUUCCAUGGCCAGGGCCCUGCAGAAGUACCUGCGUACCAGCCGGCAGCAGCACUAUCAUACCAUGGAGAGCAUCCUGCAGCACCUGGCCUUCUGCAUCACCCACAACAUGACCCCCAAGGCAUUCCUAGAACGUUACCUCAAUGCCGGCCCAACCCUGCAGUAUGACAAGGACCGAUGGUUCUCGAAGCAGUGGACACUCGUUAGUGAGGAAGCUGUCACGAAUGGACUAAGGGAUGGAGUUGUUUUUGUACUUAAGUGCUUGGACUUCAGCCUUGUCAUUAAUGUGAAGAAAAUCCCAUUCAUCGUGCUUUCUGAAGAGUUCAUAGACCCCAAAUCUCAUAAAUUUGUCCUUCGCUUACAAUCUGAGACAUCAGUUUAAAGGUUUUAUAUUUGUUGCUUUUAAAUAUAUAUAUAUAUAUAUAUAUUAUAUUGUGGGAUUUUUCUCUGGUUUUGGUUUCUCCAAUGCUGACUGAAACUGGCAGACAACAGACUGGUAUUCUUUGACCAUCUGCACUUUAUUUGGAAAAAGGUAGGGGACUCUUGUCCUGAAGAGAGACAACAAGAUGCCUGGCCUCAGUAGUUGACCCUCCCACAGAAGCCUUCUCACUUUUUGCCAGAGUCUUAUAGAUAGCUGUAAACCAAAUUGGAGUUGGCGUGUUCAUGGGAACCUUGCCUUAUAGCAGCUAGUCCUCAGCAUCAUUCAAUCCCCUCCCCCCAUCCUCUCCACUCUCCACUCUCCACUGGGUCCGCUUCAUGUACCCACAGGUUCCUAGAGAAACGCCUCUCUUCACAGUAAUGCUCCUGGUGUUUGCCCAGCGGUGCAGGGCCAGCCGUUCACAUUUGGAACAAGGUGACCCUCACUGGCCCAGGAAAGACGGGAAGUUGGUCUGCCCAGCCUGUAUUGUGUGUAAAGGUCUAGCACUGCUUUGUCAUCGUGGGCCAUGGGCCAUUACAGAAAAUGCCUUUUUUUCAUCUUUGCUGCCUUCAAAUCCUUCAGAGAAAUCACAGUGAAUAAGUGCACUAUCAGAUUGUGGUUCUUGUAUUAUUUGAACACCCCACUCCUUCCCUCAACCCCACUCCUCACUUCCCAAAGAUAACUACUUUGCUGUUUGUCUUACUUAGCCCUGUUUCCAUUCUGCCUGGAAGUGCCCCUUGGCUGUUGCUGCUGGCUCUUCUCCUUAGAGCUUGGAGGAGUACGCAGGGUGAAACCCCAGCCUUUGAAUAAGGGCCUCCAUGACUCCUCUUUAUCUACUGUAGAUUUGCACACACACAUAAAUAGCUACUUGGAAGAUGCUCACAGAAAUCUCCCUGCCAUUGGAGACUUGUAUCUCUACUACUUCCAAGAUAGGCCACUAACAGGGGAGAAUUCUAGUCAAAUUCAACAAGUGAUUAUAAAGCACCUACUAUGUGCCAGGGAAUGUAGACUGUAAAGCUGUGGUUUUGAGAUGAACAGGUAUGGCUGAGUAUCAUACAGCUUUGGGGCAAGGUGGGAGAGAGAGAGAGAGAGAGCGAGCGUGCGCGCACACGCAUGAGCAUGUGCCUUCCCCCAAGGUUGUCUUGCUAAGAAAAAUCAAACCAUGUCCGCUGUAAUGGAACCUAACCACAUCCAAUCCCUGAGUGGGAGUGAGCUAUCAGACAGGGGUCAGGUGAAUCAGAACUAGUUGCUCACAUGUCACUUUCAACGGGCUUCUUUCCCAUCUAUGUGGCUUGAGGAGCUGUUUCUAGCUGGUCACCAGCCAUGGUGCUGAGAGAAGCCGAACCCUGCCCCUGCAUUGUUGGGGGCGCAGAGUGGUUCGAUACUGUCUCUCAGGCAAAUCCAUCAUGGAGCAGGAGCAUCUUUUGCCUCUGGCUCCUAUGUCUCCACCACAAACUUUUACAGUUUUAUUUUAAAGCAUUCAGUAUUGCUUUACAGCCUGGGCUUUCAGGUCUUCUGUUCCAUUAUUACGUUGUGUUAGAUGGUUUCAGUGUCCAGCAUUCAUUGAUUUUGUUCAUUGAUUUUGGUGUGUUUUUCUGUUUUAGUACCUUGUAUAUCCUUAAAGAAAAUGUCUUUGGAGGUGUAAAUGACACCUGUUACUGAAAAUUAGACUAUCUUUUUGGGUUGGCAGUGUUGUUCUAAUUCUACAGUGAGGUGGGUAAGAGAAAAAGGGAAAUCGGGGGCGACUAGGUGGCGCAGUGGAUAAAGCACCAGCCUUGGAUUCAGGAGUACCUGAGUUCAAAUCCAGCCUCAGACACUUGACACUUACCAGCUGAGUGACCCUGGGCAAGUCACUUAACCACCAUUGGCCCGAAAAAAAAAAAAAAAGAGAAAAGGGGAAAUCCUUGGGGCCUGGCUCGGUGUGAGAAUCCACCAUUCAAUUUCUAGGACACCCCCACACACACCCCCACACACACAUGCACACCCUUCCCCACCCCCACUUAUGAGAAAUAAACAUCACUAAACCAUGCUGCUGCUCUCCUUUGGGAUUAUGCCCUCAAGGUCCCCUCAAAACCGAAAGUUGCUUAGAAUACUCAGUCACCUUCUCAGGAAAUAUAUUUUGUGGUAUGGGAAUGUGAUUUUAGUAUAUAAAGGUGUGUUUCUAGUACCAAGUGCAGAAUAGAUAGGCAUCUGCCAGAUAGUAAACAUGUUUCUUUUUAAAGGGCCCUAGAAUUCCAUGCUCUUGAAGGGAAAUGCUGGUGAGACAAAAAUUUUGGUCUUUAAAAAGAAUUCCUGCAGCUAAGGUGGCGCAGUGGAUAAAGCACCAGCCCUGGAUUCAGGAGGACCUGAGUUCAAAUUCAGCCUCAGACACUUGACACUUACUAGCUGUGUGACCCUAGGCAAGUCACUUAACCCUCGUUGCCCCGCCAGGAAAAAAAAAAAAGAAUUCUUUUGUGUUACCAAUCGGCCCUUUCAGUAACUCACAUGGAAGGAGUUAAACAGGACUUUCUUUCUGCCCCCUAUUAGUGCACUUUCUCCUUUGAAUUUCUCCAACUUGAGUAUAGUGACAGGCGAGUUCAUUUUCACUCUGCAAAAACCCCGUCAUUUGUGCAUUCCCAGCAAUAGUGGGAAAGACUGAAACUGAGAAACUAAUUUUCCCAUUGAACCCAGACCAGAUGUAGGAAGUCAUUUGGUUUUCUAAAGAAUCACUUUUGAGGGCAGCUAGGUGGCGCAGUGGAUAGAGCACUGGCCCUGAAGUCAGGAGGACCUGAGUUCAAAUUUGAACUCAGACACUUGAUACUUACUAGCUGUGUGGCCCUGGGCAAGUCACUUAACCCCAGUUGCUUCACCAAAAAAUAAAAUCACUUUUGAAAGAUGGAACCUGGAUUUUUAGAACUCUCUUGGAGUGAGUUUCUCAUGAAUGUGAUAAAGUGAAGUCCUUUUGCACUACAUUUGAUACUAUAUUUGUAUCUCUUCAGAUUGAGGGAAUAGAAACAAUGAAAGCAGUUGGCAUGUGGCACUCCAAAGCCGACUUGCUGAAACAUUAUGGCUGUUAAGUUUUCUCAUUCUAUCUUUCUGUCAGGACUUGUGACAAUUUUUUUUAAAAAGGCUACUGGGUAAUACAUACAUAUACAUAUACACAUACAUGUGUGUAUGUGCAUGUGUGUAAAUAUAUAAUACACAUGCAUAAUACCUAUAUGCAUAUGCAUAUAGGUAUGUAUGAUAUACACAUUUAUUUAUUAAAAGAUCUACACUUCAGCUGAAAGAGGCUUCAGAUCACCUUUAAAUGCCGUCUUAAGUUUCUUUCUGCCAUAUCCACAAACUGUAGCUUUCAAGUUUACAAAGUAGAAAUGCACAAACCACCUCCAGACUUUAUAAAGACUCCCCAUCUGAUUUUUCCUUCCUGGUGAAUUAUUAGGGGAUAACUCAAACUCAUAUGUGUCUUUGGUAUACAAAGUCACAGUAUGGCAGACUUCUUAAGUACCAUCCCAUCUUUUGAGUGUUCCCAGCCCUACAGGGUUUUUAAGCUUCCUUAGUAUUACUUCCUUAGUAUUACUCUGAGCACCCCAAGCCCUUAUUUGUGUAUUUAGAAAGUUGAAGGACUGAGCUCAAUCAAAAUGGAAUCUUUCACUUUUAGAUCUGGAAGGAGUUGUAAAGGUCAUCUAAUCCAUUCUCCUCAUUCUAUGAAGAAAGAGACCCAGAGCGGUGAAGGAGCUUGCCCAAGGUCACAGCUAGUAGCUAGUGGGAGAGCUGAGAUUAGAAGCCCAUUCCUCUUAAAGUCAAGACUUCUUUCCACUGUAUCUGUUAGUUCAAAUAGAAAACUAGUAUUCUGUCAUAACUUUAAAAAAAAUUUUAAAUCCCUUUUAUUUUUUUAAUAUAUGCUAUUUCCCUCAAUCACGUUAAACCAUUUUUUUUUAACAUUUGGGUUUUUUAAGUUUUGAGUUCCAAAUUCUAUUCUGUCAUAGCUUUGCUGAUCACUCACAUGGCCUCCCAACUCUUGUUAACACCCUCAUAAUCUAUUCUCUCUCAUUUUCUCCAAUCUGUAUAUAAGCCAAAUCCAUUUAUAAUAUAGGACAAGGGGGUAUCUCCCAUUCUUUGGUGUGACUAGAAUUUUGUUGUAUCAAGUAUUGCUGGCUAUUGGCUUGUGUUUGCGUAUCCUUUUUGUUAUACAGAGAUUUGGGCUGUAAUAGUAUUUAUUAUUACAUGAUUGGACCUCCAUCCAUCCACAUGUUCUCUCACAAAAGGGAAAUGUACUCAUUUCUAGUUACCCGUGAUUCCUGAGCGUAUGUGUGUGUGUCUAUGUCCAUAUCAUUUUUAUCCUAGUGUACAAAUUGAUUAUCAUGCACACCUACCCUACAGUGACAGACUGAAUUAAUUUCUUGGCCUCUCGGGGACGGCUAAAAGGGUACCACGGGCACACAGCACUUAGUUGGAGCCCAGGGAGGAUAGUAGACAGGUCUCCAUGAUGGAAUGAGUAUGCUUGUGUGUGAAUGUCUGUGAUUCUAAUAUAUAUAGGAAAGACAGCACAAAUCUGGAUACCUAUGGGAUACAGGUGAGAAUAUGUGUGUAUGGGUAAGAAUGCAUGGAUCCCUAUUUGUAUCUCCAUUUGUGUCUUUGUGUUCCCUCUCAGUGGUUCUCUAGCUACUCCUCAAGAGAUACUUAAAGCCACUCAAUGAUUUUGUUUUCAAAAUAAUGCCUCCCUGCCCUCCUGCUACUUACUUCUUCCUACUCCUCCUUUUCCAUUUUCCAAUACUUGAUUGAAGCCCAGUCACAUUGGUUUCUUCCCAGGAAUAACAAGGUGAGACAGGUAUCCAAUCACUGAGGGCAAGCUUGGAACCAAUAAUUAGCAGUAUGUACAACAUUUCUAGAUUAGUGAGACUGCAACAAAAUGAAUAUUUGUGAAACAUAACAGAGACCAAAUCCCAUUACAACAGUUAUUAUCAUUGUAUAACAUUCACUACAUUGGAGGCUUCUUGGAAUGCUACUUGCCCUCCCAUAAAAUAUGAGUUUGACGAUUUGUCCUAAAUCCUUUAGUAUUGGGAGUACCAGGGAAAUGUCAGACUUUAUAACUUAUAACAGAACCCUGCGUUAUGAACCAUGAAAAUGACAGAGUGAGGCCGUGGUCUGCAUGGUUCUAGUACUUGAGUAUUUUUAUUAAUUGUCCCUCCCAUAAUUACAAUGAACAAGUCAAUGUGUAGCAGGAUGAUGAUAGAAAAAGGCCUUGUGUUCAAAUUCUGAUUCUCCCACUUACUCCCAGUGUGACUUUGGGCAGGUCAUUCUCUCUGAGCAUUGGUUUGUGCAUUUUUAAAUGGGUUGGACUAGGUGACCCAUGAGGUGCCCUCUAGCCUCUUUAUUCAUGCCACAUAUGACAAAAUCCCAGUAGAACAAUAGCCGAUGUUACUCUAGUGCUUUAAGAUUUGCAAAUUGUUUUGUGAAUAUAAUCAUAAUGGAGCAACCUCCAGCUAGAAGAUUUAUCAGAUGAAAUGUUUGUAAAUAUAUUGUACUUGGCUUUGACCUGGGCCUUGAUAAGGCACUUGGGAAAUCCGAUGUAGAUAACAAUAAUAGUAAUAGCUAGCUAGCGUUUACAUAGCUCUUUAAGGUUUGCAAAGCUCUUAACAAAUGCCAUCUCACUUGAUCCU
Molecule: messenger RNA, 7648 nt
Organism: Dromiciops gliroides (monito del monte)
Lineage: Eukaryota; Metazoa; Chordata; Mammalia; Microbiotheria; Microbiotheriidae
Gene: VANGL1
Product: VANGL planar cell polarity protein 1
Exons: 9
Coding region: 360-1973 (537 amino acids)
Biological process (GO): multicellular organism development
Cellular component (GO): plasma membrane
Source: RefSeq, a predicted model, not a curated record